Messenger RNA from Nanorana parkeri, 2363 nucleotides. It is a transcript of the gene HECTD2, whose product is annotated as HECT domain E3 ubiquitin protein ligase 2. Gene Ontology annotation, biological process: protein polyubiquitination. Gene Ontology annotation, molecular function: ubiquitin protein ligase activity. Bases 35 to 2224 code for a protein of 729 amino acids. The transcript is spliced from 21 exons. NCBI's taxonomy places the organism in Eukaryota, Metazoa, Chordata, Amphibia, Anura, Dicroglossidae. The record is from RefSeq and is a predicted model, not a curated record.
UAUCCUGUGUGCAGCCAGCGCAUCCUCUGGGGGGAUGGAGAGAGGCGCUAAGGGCCAGUUCUCGACCUUCAGCAGUUUCAUUUCAACUAUCAACCAAAAGAAAGAGGCCGCUGGGAACAGAUGCUCAUCUACGCAGCUUGUAAUACCUAACAGCAAAAACGUGAGGGACCUUCCACCAAUUUGCCUUGAUGUUCGACAAAAGCAGCGUAUCUCAAUUGAUACACUGCCGCCUGAGAUGAAAGCCCCCAUACUGCCUGAACCACCAAAUCCAGCACGCAGCAAAACACUGAAGGAUUUCCAGAUAGACCUGGACAAAGCCAAAUCAACAGGCGAAUGGAAAGCUGUGCACGAAUUUUAUUUAACUACGUUUGAUUCAUUCCUGGAGUUAAAUGCUGCUUUCAAGAGAGAUGUAAAUACUUCUGUCAACACUGUUGAGGAUUCCAGAAUUAAUACAAAGUUUUUAAACACUGUUUAUGAUGCCUUAAUAAAUACUGCUCAAGAUAUCCAGAAAACAGUGCUGAAAGGGAUUAUUAACAGUCUGUUAAGGGAAUGGAAAGGGCCAAGAACAAAGGAUGACCUUCGGGCCUAUUUUAUCCUAACACAGAAUCCACAGUUCAGCAGCACCUCUACUUAUGUCAUCUACGCACAUCUUCUUAGACAAAUCGCCACACUAUCAGACGCGGACCACAAUUUAUUGAUACAUUGGUUCAAAAAGGUGUCACCAAAGCGUUUUAAGCAACUGGUUGACCGAUUGCUACAGUUCAUAUCCUUGCGCCUCUUUCCUGCAAAGCCUGAAGAGUUCCCACCAGCAGCAAAAUGCACGUGGUGGAUUUCAUCUGCAACCAAAGCGCUAACUUUGUUAAAUGCUGCAAACUCUCUGUGCAAUCCACCAAUUAUUCCUUUCACCGACUUCUAUAAUUCCACUUUGGACCAUAUUGAUCUUAUGGAAGACUAUCAAACCUGGCAGUUUUAUGGUAACACUCACAGGUUUUCAUUUUGUCAGUUUCCCUUUGUCCUCUCCAUUGCUGCAAAAAAAGUCAUCAUCCAGAAGGACUCUGAGCAACAGAUGAUCAGCAUUGCAAGACAAAGCCUUGUGGAUAAAGUAGCGAGGCGGCAAAAGCCAGAUAUGAAUAUGUUGUUCCUUAAUAUCAAAGUGAGGCGGCUCCAAUUGGUCAGCGAUUCGCUUGAUGAGCUUACUAGAAAACGGGCCGACCUGAAGAAAAAGUUGAAAGUUACUUUUGUCGGUGAAGCUGGUCUUGACAUGGGUGGCCUGACUAAGGAGUGGUUUCUCCUGCUGAUCAGACAAAUUUUCCAUCCUGACUAUGGUAUGUUUACCUUUCACAAAGACUCAAGCUUUCAUUGGUUUAGCAGCUUUAAGUGUGAUAACUAUUCAGAGUUUCGUCUGGUUGGAACUUUGAUGGGACUGGCUGUGUACAACAGCAUCACUCUAGAUAUUCGCUUUCCACCCUGCUGUUACAAGAAGCUGCUAAGUCCUGCUAUAGUACCUUGCGAUCAGAACAUGCCAGUGGGCAUUGCAGCUGUCACUCUGGAUGACCUAUAUCAAAUUAUGCCGGAAUUGGCUCAUGGACUAAAUGAACUGCUAACAUAUGAGGGCAAUGUGGAAGAGGAUUUCUAUUCAACAUUUCAGGUCUUUCAAGAAGAGUUUGGAGUGAUUAAAUCAUACAGUCUUAAACCUGGUGGAGAUAAAAUCCCUGUUACCAAUCAGAAUAGAAAAGAAUAUGUCCAGCUUUAUGUGGACUUUCUGCUUAAUAAAUCCAUCUACAAGCAGUUUUCUGCCUUCUAUUAUGGUUUCCACAGUGUGUGUUCCUCUAAUGCAUUGAUGUUACUUCGUCCAGAAGAAGUGGAGAUCCUUGUUUGUGGAAGCCCUGAACUAGAUUUGCAUGCACUCCAGAAAAAUGCUCAAUAUGAUGGAUACCAGAAAACAGAUCUUACAAUCAGACAUUUCUGGGAUGUCGUUUUGGGUUUUCCUCUUGACCUUCAAAAGAAACUGCUUCACUUUACAACGGGAAGUGACCGAGUGCCAGUGGGAGGGAUGGCAGACUUGAAUUUCAAGAUUUCAAAGAGUGAAACAUCAACUAACUGGUUGCCAGUGGCACACACGUGCUUUAACCAGCUGUGUUUACCCACCUACAAAACAAAGAAGGAAUUAAAGCAGAAACUGACAAUUGCCAUUUCCAAUGCGGAAGGUUUUGGGCUGCAGUGAAGAAAUACAGAGGCCUUUACAGACUUCAGCCUUUUAUUUUCACAUUUCUAGAAUGUUUUAUUUGUGCAACGAGUGCAGCAGUGCUGAUAACUUAUUGCUUUUAGAGAACGUGCAACGGAUGCCUGACUUCAGAGGUACA